AUGUUGGUGUACUUGGAACAUUGUGCUGACAACCCGUUACAACUUCCACUGUUGCAUGGAUUUCAUUGGGUUGCAACAACACAAAAAAAAUUCACGAAUUUAUACAUGGCCAUCAAGAAGAACUCACCGCCUACACCAUCAUCACCAGAAUCGGAUACCUCUGGCAAACAUUUCAAGUUGAGAAAGUUCGCUCAUUCCAGCUCCAAUGAUGAGACCAACAACAAACAGCAUCGCCCUGUACAAGUUAAUCCUCUCCAUGUCGAUUUAAUUGUGAAGGAAGUCGUCAAGAAAGAAAAUUGGAAGACGAAAUUGGAUGAUCUUUCCGAAAAGUGGGCACAUGAAUGUUUGGAUCAAAACAUUUCUGUGGCCAGUGUUGAAGUGGCUUUUGACAUUCUUCGGGAUAUUGAAUUUUUAGGAAGAGGUGUCAAACAUUGCUGUGGAUGUUGUGGAGCAAAUCCUGUUAAGCAACCCUACGAUGACGAGGAUGAACAAGAGGAUGAGGAAGUUGACGACGAGGAUAGAUUUGAUUAUUACUCGAGAUCUACCAAGUUUUGUGAAUGUCCUUGUUCACAUUGUGCUCUUGACUUCAAAGAGGCUCCAUCGUAUGCAUGUAAACGUUAUGAUGGCAUGAUUCCUGAAGAGUUGAAACAACAGUUGAAGAAAGAAAUUGACUCAUUGGUAGAGAACACUCCUGAUGACAAACUAGAUUGGCAUCCAGGUUCUAACCAUCAAGUGUUGGAUAUUAUCCAUCCUUCACUCUAUUGUUAUUCGAAGAAGUACAGUCAACUCGUUGAAGGCUCUCCCUUUAUUGAAAAAAACAAGCCAAAGGAGAAGAAGGAAACACCUCAAGUUUCUCGUUAUAGAAGCUUUUAUCCACCUCCUGAACCAGUGAUUAAUUACUUGUGGAUGCCAACCAAUUUCAAAAUUCAUCAUGACGCUGGAGAAUAUUCAGUUGAACCAUUAUCUUAUAUUAACAAUGUCGAUCAAGUCACUCAAAAACCAUUGCAAGAUGUGAUUUGUAAAGUUUUGGGACGUUUCAUCGAACCCAUCAAGAAUUGGGUGCCAUAUUUGAAGGAUACUUGCCAAGUUAUUAUUAAGGCUGCCACUGUCAUCGUCACUCCCGAACAGCAAUACUAUCCUGGAGGCACCUGGCAUACUGAAGGACUUCAUGAGAAUAUUGUUGCAACUGGAAUUUAUUAUUAUGAAUCUGAAAAUGUGAAAGAGAGUUAUUUGGAAUUUAGAAGCAGUGUUGAUGAUACUGACAUUAGUUAUGAACAGGACAAUGUGAAACAAGCAUUCGACAACAGUGGACUUCAUGAUGGAGAUUUGUUAUUCAACUAUUUGGGCUGUGUGGAAACUAAACAAGAUCGAUGUAUUGUCUUCCCUAAUACCUACCAACAUAGAGUGAAACAUUUCUUCCCAUUGGAUCCAACUAAGGUGGCAAAAAGAAAAAUCCUCGUCUUCUUUGUUGUCGAUCCAGAUAAGAAAAUUAUUUCAACCAGUGAUGUGGACGUUCAGAGAAGAGAUUUCCUUUUCAAUAGAUAUUUAAUCUUGACCAAGUUAUUGCCUGCAGAAGUUGUGUUGAACAAUAUUAUCGGUUUCCUUCCUCAUAUGACCCGUAAGCAAGCAGAAGAGGAACGUUCUGGAUUGAUGAAAGAAAGAAAAUUCCAUGUCCAGCAUGAAAAUGAGGAAACCUUUGAGAGAGAAUUUUCAUUGUGUGAGCAUUAA
Naegleria lovaniensis is the source of this 1728-nucleotide messenger RNA. RefSeq lists its product as uncharacterized. Lineage: Eukaryota; Heterolobosea; Eutetramitea; Acrasida; Naegleriidae. The transcript has a single exon. The record is from RefSeq and is a predicted model, not a curated record. Bases 1 to 1728 code for a protein of 575 amino acids.